AUGAAGUCCACAGAGCAGAGACCAAAUGGUGGCUUCUCAGAGGGGAUCAUAGAUUCUUCCAUCAGGAGAACAACCCAGCCAUGGAGCGUCAGGAGAAAGGACUCAAGCCGCAUUCACACUGGAGAGAAACCAUAUCAGUGCUCACAGUGUGGAAAGAGCUUCAGUACCCAGGGUGCUCUCAAAAUACACCAGCACAUUCACACUGGAGAAAAACAGUAUUCCUGCUCACAGUGUGGGAAGAGAUUUAAUACACAGAAUAAGCUCAAAAUACACCAGCGCAUUCACACUGGAGAGAAACCGUAUCAGUGCUCACAGUGUGGAAAGAGUUUUAAUGGACAAAGUGCUCUCAAAGUACACCAGCGCAUUCACACAGGAGAGAAACCAUAUCAGUGCUCACAGUGUGGAAAGAGCUUCAGUACCCAGGGUGCUCUCAAAAUACACCAGCACAUUCACACUGGAGAAAAACAGUAUUCCUGCUCACAGUGUGGGAAGAGUUUUAAUACACAGAUUAAGCUCAAAAUACACCAGCGCAUUCACACUGGAGAGAAACCAUAUCAGUGCUCACAGUGUGGAAAGAGUUUUAAUGUACAGAGUAAUCUAAAAAAACACCAGCGCAUUCACACUGGAGAGAAACCAUAUCAGUGCUCACAGUGUGGAAAGAGUUUUAAUGAACAGAGUUACCUCAAAACACACCAGCGCAUUCACACUGGAGAGAAACCAUAUCAGUGCUCACAGUGUGGAAAGAGUUUUAAUGGACAGAGUGCUCUCAAAGUACACCAGUGCAUUCACACUGGAGAGAAACCAUAUCAGUGCUCACAGUGUGGAAAGAGUUUUAAUGGACAGAGUGCUCUCAAAGUACACCAGCGCAUUCACACAGGAGAGAAACCAUAUCAGUGCUCACAGUGUGGAAAGAGCUUCAGUACCCAGGGUGCUCUCAAAAUACACCAGCACAUUCACACUGGAGAAAAACAGUAUUCCUGCUCACAGUGUGCGAAGAGUUUUAAUACACAGAUUAAGCUCAAAAUACACCAGCGCAUUCACACUGGAGAGAAACCGUAUCAGUGCUCACAGUGUGAAAAGAGUUUUAAUGUACAGAGUAAUCUCAAAAAACACCAGCGCAUUCACACUGGAGAGAAACCAUAUCAGUGCUCACAGUGUGGAAAUAGUUUUAAUGUACAGAGUAAUCUCAAAACACACCAGUGCAUUUACACUGGAGAGCAACCAUAUCAGUGCUCACAGUGUGGAAAGAGUUUUAAUGGACAGAGUGCUCUCAAAGUACACCAGCGCAUUCACACUGGAGAGAAACCGUAUCAGUGCUCACAGUGUGGAAAGAGUUUUAAUUUACAGAGUCAUCUUAAAAUACACCAGCGCAUUCACACUGGAGAGAAUCGAUAUCAGUGCUCACAGUGUGGAAAGAGUUUUAAUAUACAGAGUAAUCUCAAAAAACACCAGCGCAUUCACACUGGACAGAAGUCGUAUCAGUGCUCACAAUGUGGAAAGAGUUUUAAUAUACAGAGUGCUCUCAAAAAACACCAGCGCAUUCACACUGGAGAGAAACCGUAUCAGUGCUUACAGUGUGGGAAGAGUUUUAUUACACAGAGUCAUCUCAAAAUCCACCAGCGCAUUCACACUGGAGAGAAACCGUAUCAGUGCUCACAGUGUGGAAAGAGUUUUAUUACACAGAGUAAUCUCAAAAUCCACCAGCGCAUUCACACUGGAGAGAAACCGUAUCAGUGCUCACAGUGUGAGAAGAGUUUUAAUCAACUGGGUAAUUUCAAAAAACACCUGCGCAUUCACAUUUUACAGAAAUGAUGCUCAUAGUGUUGGAGCUGCUUUGCUCAUUCGUCAGCACUUAGACACAAGUGUGAGUCAUCAGAUUGUACCAAACAAGCUAAAAUAUAAAAAUAUAAAAUAUAGUGAGAGAAUGAGUGUU
Molecule: messenger RNA, 1933 nt
Organism: Trichomycterus rosablanca
Lineage: Eukaryota; Metazoa; Chordata; Actinopteri; Siluriformes; Trichomycteridae
Product: zinc finger protein 658-like
Exons: 4
Coding region: 1-1812 (603 amino acids)
Source: RefSeq, a predicted model, not a curated record